Rosa chinensis is the source of this 354-nucleotide messenger RNA. RefSeq names its product 60S ribosomal protein L11-1. The record is from RefSeq and is a predicted model, not a curated record. Gene Ontology annotation, cellular component: ribosome; cytosolic large ribosomal subunit. Lineage: Eukaryota; Viridiplantae; Streptophyta; Magnoliopsida; Rosales; Rosaceae. The transcript has 3 exons. Bases 1 to 354 code for a protein of 117 amino acids. Gene Ontology annotation, biological process: translation. Gene Ontology annotation, molecular function: structural constituent of ribosome; RNA binding.
AUGGGGAAGGAAAAAAAAGUGAACAACCCUAUGAGGGAAAUCAAGGUCCAGAAGCUCGUCCUCAACAUCUCUGUCGGUGAGAGCGGCGAUCGUCUCACCAAGGCCACCAAGGUCUUGGAGCAACUCAGCGGCAAGACCCCUGUUUUCUCCAAAGCUCGGUACACUGUGAGGUCUUUCGGAAUCAUGCGUAAUGAGAAGAUCGCUUGCUAUGUUACUGUUAGGGGAGAGAAGGCAAUGUCACUGUUGGAAAGUGGGCUGAAGGUGAAGGAGUAUGAGCUUUUGUGUAAGAACUUCAGUGAUACUGGCUGCUUUGGAUUUGGUAUUCAGGAGCAUAUCGAUCUUGGAAUUAAGUGA